Messenger RNA from Saprolegnia parasitica CBS 223.65, 962 nucleotides. RefSeq lists its product as hypothetical. The record is from RefSeq and is a predicted model, not a curated record. Lineage: Eukaryota; Oomycota; Saprolegniomycetes; Saprolegniales; Saprolegniaceae. The transcript has a single exon. Bases 30 to 962 code for a protein of 310 amino acids.
CUCAAUUUUCCAGCCACAGCCAAAACGAUAUGGUCGCAUUUUCCGCCCUCGGCACGUUCCUCCUCGCUGCCAACCUCACGUCCUUUGACCCCACGACCGUUCGUCCCAGUGACGACGACAGCAUCAUGAACUCGAGCAAGAUCAUCUUUGCCGUCCGUGCCGACUUGGCGGGUGGACGGUUUGCGUCUGCCAAGCCCGUGUCCAACGUCACGUUUCCCGUCGCCGACAUCGCGUCAACCGUGUACAUCUCGCAGGACAGCUACGCGCGCGCCAUCGACGCUGUCAAGCCGGCCAACGCCACGCGCAACUUUGUCAGCUGGCUCAUCUAUGCUGGUAGCGGCACGCCUCGUGUGUGCGCCCAGAGCAUUUAUGGCACAACCAUCCUCAACACUUCGACCGAGUACCAGUUCGCAGACAAGACAUCAAUGACCGAGUCUCUAUUGGCCAAAGUCGCCAUGCCAACAUCGACGUCGACGGACCGCUUUGGGUCUCGCUCGCUGAGCCAAAUUGUCUUUCGCGUCGAGUCGGGCUGCAUGGAGUUUGCGACGUUCGCGUGCAACUUGGACGAUGCGUCGGGCGCCGUCUCGUUCCGCAUCGGUGUUACGCGCGCCGAGUACGUGAGUCUGCACCCGUCGUCAGGGAUGAAGUUGUGCGGCGGUCAAUACUCCGUUCGCCCGAUUCGUAUCGACCCCAACUACAACAUUGCGUUUACCGUACCGGCAGGCAACUGGGCGACGCAGACGGUCGCAGACGACGCCAAGAGCUUCUUUCGCUACUCUGCGCCAGCGGUGACGACGCCGCCCGCGACAACGACCGCAACGACGACGACGACGGUGCCACCGACAACGACGACGAGUGGUAGUACGACGACAGCACCCCCCGCUGCGACAUCCGCCUCCUUUCUUUUGCCGUUCACCUCGAGCGUCGUUGCGGGCCUUGGUGCAGUCUUCCUCGUCCUCUAA